AUGCAUAUUUAUGCUUCUUGUGGGUUGUGGAAGUUUGAUCCCCUAAAAGGUUGGGGAUUUGAUGUUGAUAUGAACAUACGAGGGAGAGUAUUGCUUGUGGAAUUUACAAGUUCCUUUGAAGAUCUAAGGGUUGCGGUUUACAAGGAUUUUGGAUUUGAGGAAGACGAGGUUGAGCUUGGGUUAAGCUACUUACCUAUGGAGUUAAUCGGCAGAAUUGACUGUCCCCCGGUUAUCAUUGAGAAUGAUAGGCACGUCAAAAGUUUUCUUACAUAUGUACGUGGAAAAGCUUCGACAAGGUUGUGUGUGUCUAUAAGGAAUGGAAAUAACGACAACAUUGACCUUGAUAAGGAGGAAAGUAACUCGCCUUUCAGAGAGCUACGUGAACCUUCCUCGGUUUCACGUCGAGAAGACAGUGGUAGUUCAUCUGAAUCGAAACUGAAUGUUGAAGAUGAUCAUCUCGCCUUAACUGGAAAAGAAGACGAUAGGGGGAAAAGUAUUCGGUAUUCUUUGGUCGAUGUUGUGAAGAAGGGUGAGACGUUUCUAGACAAAUCGAUGUUGAAAGCAGCACUCGAAAUGUCAGCAAUGAAGCAUAACUUCGAUUACAAAGUUGUGAAAUCGGACAGAAAACUUUGGUAUAUUCGAUGCAUUGACAACCAUUGCAAGUGGAGUGUUCGUGCUGAGGGAUUAUCAGGGUCCACAUAUUUCAUCAUCAAAAAAUAUGUGGCGGAUCAUACAUGUGCUGCCUCGAGUAUGAUUAAUGGUGGUCGGACAGCUUCUGCAAAAACCAUUGGCCGUAUAAUAAUGCAUAGGUAUGAUGGUGUGAAAGAAGGUCCCAAAACUAAUGAUAUCAUACAGAUAAUGAGAAUGGAACAUGGUUGCGAGAUAUCUAAAUCCUUAGCAUGGGAUGCUCGUGAGUUUGCAAUUAAUGUGGUUAGAGGUAUUCCCGAGCAGAGUUUUGGAAAAAUUCUGAAAUACUUGCACAUGCUGAGAGAAGCUAAUCCAGGAACAGAAACGUUUUAUGAGACGGAUGUUGAUGGUAAAUUUCGAUUUCUCUUCCUUUCGUUUGGGCAAUCAGUACGAGGUUUUCACACAGCCAUGAGAAAAGUUCUUGUUGUUGAUGGGACAUUUUUGAAAAGCAAAUACAAAGGGGUAUUACUUGUUGCGACAGCUUUAGAUGGAAACUCUAACUUGUAUCCUAUUGCAUUUGCGGUUGUGGACUCAGAAAAUGAUCGCUCAUGGGAUUGGUUUAUGAGAAAGCUAAAGGUUGUUGUUGCUGAUGAGCGUUCUCUAGCUUUUGUGUCAGACAGAAAUGGCUCACUUUGUAAGGCGAUUGAGAAUGUGUAUCCUCUUUCUCAACAUGGUAUUUGCAUUCACCAUUUGUUGAAUAAUGUAGUCUCACAUUUCAGAGGAAGAGGAUUGGUUGGAUUGAUUGCAAAAGCUUCUAAAGCUUAUAGAGGCGUUGAUUUUCAGAAGCGGUUCCAAGCUGUGUGCAAUAUUAGUCCAGCAAUUGGAAAAUAUCUAACAGAUGCAGAUGUUAGAAAGUGGGCUCGCUGUCAGUUUCCAGGAUUCAGGUAUGACCUCAGAACGACAAACCCCGCUGAAUCAAUAAACUCUGCUUUGCGCUCACCAAGAGAGUAUCCAGUCAUUCCUUUGUUGGAUAGCAUCAGAGAAAUGUUGACCCGUUGGUUUUUCGAACGUCGGACUGUAAGCAGGAAGCAUACGAAACCAUUAACUGUUGCCAUGGAGAAAAAGAUAGACAGGCGGAUUAACAAGGGGAGAACGUUUCUUGUCCAGCCAGUUAACGAGCAUCGUUUUUUGGUUCGUGGAGAUACAAUCGACUGCCUGGUUGAUUUGGACAGAAGAACUUGCUCGUGUGGGAAAUACGACCUGAUAAAACUUCCAUGUCGACACGCUAUCAAGGCUGGUUUAACGGUUGGCCGAACUCCAUCCUCACUGACGGAUGACAUGUACACUACUACCACAUGGAGAACAGCUUAUCAAGAGACUAUCAAUCCAAUAGGUGUUCCUGAGGAUAGUUGGGUUGUUCCAGAUGAUGUUCAAAAUGCUGCUGUGCUACCUCCUGAAUCAAGAAGAGGAGCAGGAAGGAGAAGAAAACGCAGAUACGAGACCGUUGAAGAAAAAAUAUUAUGGCAUUGGGACAAUUUGAUGUUCAAUAUAUGGCAUAGGGACAAUGUAUCUAUUGUUUUAUUCCAUAUUUCCAAUUUUCCCUUAUUCUUUUAA
Molecule: messenger RNA, 2241 nt
Organism: Raphanus sativus (radish)
Lineage: Eukaryota; Viridiplantae; Streptophyta; Magnoliopsida; Brassicales; Brassicaceae
Exons: 1
Coding region: 1-2241 (746 amino acids)
Molecular function (GO): zinc ion binding
Source: RefSeq, a predicted model, not a curated record